Molecule: messenger RNA, 7788 nt
Organism: Periophthalmus magnuspinnatus
Lineage: Eukaryota; Metazoa; Chordata; Actinopteri; Gobiiformes; Gobiidae
Gene: trip12
Product: thyroid hormone receptor interactor 12
Exons: 42
Coding region: 208-6372 (2054 amino acids)
Biological process (GO): regulation of double-strand break repair; proteasome-mediated ubiquitin-dependent protein catabolic process; protein polyubiquitination
Cellular component (GO): nuclear speck
Molecular function (GO): ubiquitin protein ligase activity; zinc ion binding
Source: RefSeq, a predicted model, not a curated record
UGAUCCAAAUGGAUGCGGUGAACUAGUCCCGCGGCGGAUGAAUGAGGCGGAUGUAUACUGCAGUAGUCGGUCCUCAGCUGAUGUGAAACUAUCAGCGGCAGAGAGAGACAAGAGGAGCUGCUGCACUGUCUGUACAACUACAACACUGGAACAAAUAGUGAAUGGUAGUGUCUAGAAAGGGUAUGUCCCUUCAGGAGAGAGGUGCCAAUGUCCAACCGGCCUAAUUCCAAUCCAGGGGGGUCACUGCGCCGUUCUCAGAGGAACACUGCUGCGGCUCAGCCACAAGACCAAACAGUCGCAGGAAGGUUGCAGUCAGAGCAGGUAAAACAUAAAGCAAAUUCCCCUCCUGAGCAUAGAAGACCUAAUACUAAGGCUUCCAAAGCCACAGCCAGCUCAGCCACUGGCCAGUCCAGAGGGCACAGCACAAGAAGAAGUGGUCUCAGUCUGUCCGUGGCUUCAUUUGUGAUACAAGGUGACCCAGAGGCCGCGGGGACAUCCGAACAAGAACGACAAAGCCAACCAUCAAAAAGUGAAGGCACCCGCGCUUUAAAGAGAAGUGAAGCUUCUGACCAAAUUAAUUCUUUUGGACCGAUUCCUGCAAAAAAAUCCAAAUCAAUCUCCCCACCCUUAGAGACAAAGAAAGCAUCAGCAAAGGCCAAGAAGAGAUCAAUUGCUCCAGAAGCACCUGCACCGUCAGGUCGAGGUCAGAGUAAGAAAAGUGGGGCCAGUGCGGCCUCACCAACUCAGAAACGCAAGAAAGCAGACUCUCUCCCUGGGCUAAGUAGCACCACAGGGUCCCUCCCCAAUCGUACGGAGGGCAGAACUGCAAAACUCACCAAGCUGGCGUCUAAAUCGGCCGCCUCAGCCAAAGCUGGGUGUAGCAACGUGACGGAUUCCUCCUCUUCUGCCUCCACCUCGUCCUCUUCCUCUACCACAGGCGCCCACAGCACUGCCACGCAGGGGGCCCGCGUUAAACAGAGAAAAGACCAGACUAAAGCUCGCCGCUCUCGCUCAGCUUCAAGCCCGUCCCCACGGCGAAGUACCCGGGACAAGGAGCAGGCCAAAUCUUCCAGUUCAUCAAAGUUUGAGUGGGCAGCACGCUUCAACCCCAAAGUAAAUCUGCCAAAACCCAAGCUGUCCCUGCCCGGCUCUUCAAAGACUGAGGCAUCCAAACCUGGGCCUUCUGGAUUACAAGCUAAACUAGCAAGUUUAAGAAAAUCAACUAAGAAACGCAGCGAGUCUCCUCCAGCAGAGCUCCCCAGUUUUCGGCGGAGCACACGCCAGAAGACCACGGGCUCCUGUGCCAGCACUAGUCGGCGGGGCUCGGGCCUGGGCAAGCGUGGGGCAGCCGACGCUCGCCGACAAGAAAAAAUGGCCGACUCCGACAACAACCAGGAUGGGGCCAACUCCUCUAAUGCGCGCACGGACGAGGCUUCACAAGGAGCUUCAGCUUCAAGUUCAGUCGCAGGAGCAGUAGGCAUGACCACAUCUGGAGAGAGCGAGUCGGAUGAUUCUGAAAUGGGAAGGCUUCAAGCCCUUCUGGAGGCCAGGGGUCUCCCUCCACAUCUGUUUGGACCUCUCGGACCUCGAAUGUCCCAGCUGUUCCAUAGAACCAUAGGCAGUGGAGCAAGCUCCAAAGCUCAGCAGCUACUGCAAGGCCUUCAGGCCACAGGGGAUGAGUCUCAGCAGCUCCAGGCGGCCAUUGAGAUGUGUCAGCUGCUGGUUAUGGGCAAUGAGGAGACUCUGGGGGGAUUCCCUGUCAAAAGUGUGGUGCCCGCUUUAAUAACACUGUUACAGAUGGAGCAUAAUUUUGAUAUUAUGAAUCAUGCGUCUCGUGCACUCACUUAUAUGAUGGAGGCCCUCCCCCGAUCUUCUGCUGUGGUCGUUGAUGCCAUUCCUGUCUUCCUUGAGAAGCUCAAGGUGAUUCAAUUCAUUGACGUUGCAGAGCAGGCCCUCACUGCUUUGGAAAUGUUGUCUAGGCGACACAGCAAAGCCAUUUUGCAGGCUGGUGGGCUUGCUGACUGUCUGCUUUACCUAGAGUUCUUUAGCAUCAAUGCUCAGAGGAAUGCUUUGGCCAUAGCAGCUAACUGCUGCCAGAGCAUAACUCCUGAUGAGUUUCAUUUUGUUGCGGAUUCUCUUCCACUGCUCACACAGAGGCUAACACAUCAGGACAAAAAGUCUGUUGAAAGCACUUGUCUCUGUUUUGCGAGGCUUGUAGACAACUUCCAGCAUGAGGAGAACCUGCUCCAGGAGGUGGCCUCGCGGGACCUAUUAACAAACAUACAGCAGCUGCUGGUAGUCACUCCUCCUGUCCUCAGCUCGGGCAUGUUCAUUAUGGUGGUGCGCAUGUUUUCUCUUAUGUGCUCCAACUGCCCCUGCCUGGCAGUCCAGCUCAUGAAGCAGAACAUAGCUGAAACUUUGCGCUUCCUCUUGUGCGGUGCAUCAAAUGGCAGUUGCCAAGAACAAAUUGAACUGGUACCCAGAAGCCCCCAGGAGCUCUAUGAAUUGACCUCUCUUAUAUGUGAGUUGAUGCCCUGUUUGCCUCGAGAGGGCAUCUUUGCAGUUGACGUAAUGCUGAAGAAGGGUAGUGCUCAAACAACUGAAGGGGCCAUUUGGCAGUGGAGGGAUGAUCGUGGACUGUGGCACCCGUACAACCGCAUUGACAGUCGCAUUAUUGAGACAGCUCAUCAGAAUGGGGAGGAUGAAAUUAGCCUGUCGACCCUUGGUCGUGUCUACACUAUUGACUUCAACUCUAUGCAGCAGAUCAAUGAGGACACAGGAACAGCCAGGGGCAUCCAGAGGAAACCCAACCCCCUUGCCAAUCCAAACACAGGAAGUCAUCAGGAGGUGCGGCGGGAAGACGCACGAGCCCAGCUAAUGAAGGAAGACCCGGAGCUUGCCAAGUGCUUCAUCAAAACACUGUUUGGGGUCCUGUACGAGGUGUACAGCUCUUCAGCCGGCCCUGCUGUCAGACACAAGUGCCUUAGAGCCAUCCUCAGGAUCAUCUUCUUUGCAGAUGCAGAGCUGUUAAAGGACGUACUGAGGAACCAUGCAGUGUCUAGUCACAUUGCCUCCAUGCUGUCCAGUCAGGAUUUGAAGAUUGUAGUUGGGUCUCUACAAAUGGCUGAGAUCUUGAUGCAAAAGUUACCUGAUGUCUUCAGUGUUUAUUUUAGAAGAGAAGGUGUGAUGCACCAGGUUAAAAAUUUGGCUGAGUCUGAGAGUUUAUUGGUGACCAGUCCUCCCAAAGCAUGUCAAAGUGGAACUGCUAGCUUGUGUCCUACCAGCAACAGCACGGCCUCCACCACCUCUUCUAAUAAUGCUACAGCAGAUCUGGGCUCGCCCAGCUACCAGCACAGCAUGGACGACUCCCUGGACCUCAGCCCACAGGGGCGCUUAAGUGAUGUCUUGAAGAGAAAACGAGUGCCAAAAAGAGGGCCCAGAAGGCCAAAAUAUUCUCCACCAAGGGAUGAUGAUAAAGUAGACAAUCAGGCUAAAAGCCCAACCAGUACGCAGUCACCCAAAUCCUCAUUUUUGGCAAGCCUAAAUCCCAAAACAUGGGGGAAGUUGGGUGCCCAGACCAACAAUGCCAACUCUGAACCAUCUCGCACAGCAGGAGUGAGUGGAUUGGCUAGAGCACCACCCAAGGACUCCAUUUCUAAUAACAGAGACAAAAUAAAAGCCUGGAUCAAAGAACAGGCUAGCAAGUUUGUGGAACGCUAUUUCAACUCCGAAAAUGUGGAUGGCAGUAAUCCCGCACUGAAUGUACUCCAGAGACUUUGCACAGCCACAGAGCAACUUGGGCUGCAGGUGGAUGGCGGCAUGCAGUGUCUGGUGGAGAUCUCCAAUAUAGUUUGCGAAUCGGAUGUGUCAUCGUUUGAGAUCCAGCACAGUGGGCUGGUGAAGCAGCUCCUGCUCUAUCUGACCUCCAGCACAGACAGGGACUUGCUGAGUCGUGAUUUGCGGCUGAAGCGGUUCCUUCAUGUUUUCACAGACUGCCCUGUUCCAGGCAUGGAGCCCCUUACUCGUUUGGACCCUACAAUGAACGGAGCAUACUUGGCUUUAGUGCACAAGAUGAACAGCUGUUUGAGUCAGAUGGAGCAGUUCCCUGUCAAAGUUCAUGACUUUCCCAGUGGCAAUGGAAAUGGAAGCAGAGGAUCUCAGGCUCUGAAGUUCUUUAACACUCAUCAGCUGAAGUGUCAGCUGCAAAGGCACCCAGACUGCACCAAUGUCAAACAGUGGAAAGGUGGUCCAGUAAAGAUUGACCCUUUGGCUCUGGUUCAAGCCAUUGAGAGAUAUCUUGUGGUUAGAGGAUAUGGUCGGAUCAGAGAGGAGGAUGAGGACAGCGAUGACGAUGGUUCAGACGAUGAAAUUGAUGAAUCACUGGCGGCGCAGUUCCUAAACUCUGGUAGCGUGCGGCACAGACUCCAGUUCUACAUCGGGGACCAUCUUCUGCCGUACAACAUGACUGUGUACCAGGCAGUGCGACAGUACAGUCUGCAGGCUGAAGAGGAGCGCGAGUCCACCGAUGAUGAGGCUAAUCCCCUGGGGAGAGCGGGCAUCUGGACCAAAACGCACACCAUCUGGUAUAAACCUGUGAGAGAGGAUGAGGAUGGCAGCAAAGACUCUGUGGGUGGGAAGAGAGGCCGAGCACAGACUGCUCCCACCAAAACCUCACCUCGAAAUGCCAAGAAGCAGGACGAGCUCUGGCACGAUGGUGUUUGUCCCAGCGUCACCAACCCACUAGACACUUACCUCACUACGGAGCCACCAGAGACCAUAACCUUUGAUGACCCUUCUUUAGAGGUCAUCCUGCUGCUGAGGGUCCUGCACUCCAUCAGUAGAUACUGGUUUUAUUUGUAUGAAAAUGCAGCAUGUAAGGAGAUCAUCUCCACCACUGAGUUCAUCAACAGUAAGCUGACAGCCAAAGCCAACCGUCAGCUGCAGGACCCACUGGUCAUCAUGACGGGCAACAUUCCCACAUGGCUCAUUGAGUUGGGGAAAACCAGCCCGUUCUUCUUCCCUUUUGACACCCGGCAGAUGUUGUUCUAUGUAACAGCCUUCGAUCGUGACAGAGCCAUGCAGCGAUUACUUGACACAAACCCUGAAAUCAACCAGUCGGAUUCCCAGGACAGCAGAGUUGCACCGCGUCUUGACAGGAAAAAGAGGACAAUAAACCGUGAUGAGCUGCUUAAACAGGCUGAGUCUGUGAUGCAGGACUUGGGCAGCUCUAGAGCCAUGUUAGAGAUUCAGUAUGAGAAUGAGGUUGGCACAGGACUUGGCCCCACUCUGGAGUUUUAUGCCUUGGUGUCUCAGGAGCUGCAGAGGGCCGACCUGGGUUUGUGGAGGGGCGAAGAGGUCACACUGUCCAACCCUAAAGGAAGCCAAGAAGGAACCAAAUACAUGUUCUGCUCCAGGGGGCUGUUUGCUGUUCCCUUUGGUAGGACGACCAAACCAGCACACAUCGCCAAAAUAAAGAUGAAGUUCCGUUUCCUAGGAAAGUUGAUGGCCAAGGCCAUCAUGGACUUCAGGCUGUUGGAUCUGCCUUUGGGCUUACCCUUUUAUAAGUGGAUGCUGCGACAUGAGCCGUCCAUCAGCUCACAUGACUUGGUGAACAUCGACCCGGCUGUGGCCAAGUCUAUACAACACCUGGAAGAUAUCAUUCGACAGAAGAAGAGACUAGAGCAGGACAGAUCGCAGACCAGGGAGACCCUGCAGCAGGCACUGGAGAGCCUCAACAUGAACGGCUGCUCAGUGGAGGAUUUGGGCUUGGACUUCACACUACCAGGAUUCCCAAACAUUGAGCUGAAGAAGGGAGGCAAAGACAUCGCGGUGACCAUCUACAAUCUGGAGGAGUACCUUAGGUUGGUGGUCUACUGGACUCUAAACGAAGGGGUGUCCAGACAAUUUGAAUCGUUUCGUGAAGGAUUUGAGUCUGUAUUCCCGCUGCAUCACUUGCAGUAUUUUUAUCCAGAAGAGCUGGACCAGUUGCUGUGUGGUAGUAAGUCAGAGACUUGGGACGUGAAGACGCUUAUGGAGUGCUGUCGACCGGACCAUGGCUACACACACGACAGUCGUGCUGUGCGGUUCCUGUUUGAGGUAUUGAGCAGCUUCGAUGCCGAGCAGCAGAGGCUCUUCCUGCAGUUCGUCACAGGAAGCCCCCGACUGCCAGUGGGAGGAUUUCGGAGCUUGAACCCCCCGCUGACUAUUGUGAGGAAGACUUUUGAGUCGUCAGAGAACCCGGAUGACUUCCUCCCGUCAGUCAUGACCUGCGUCAACUACCUGAAGCUGCCUGACUACUCCAGCAUAGAGAUCAUGAGAGAGAAACUGUUGAUUGCAGCUCGAGAGGGCCAGCAGUCCUUCCACCUUUCCUGAUCUCGUCACAUCUCACAUUAAAAUGCCUUCAACAGCGACUGAUGAAAUCAUAACUUCCUCUUUAGUUUUUUGUAAUCACUUACAUUAAGGCUCUGUACAGCCUUCUUGUUAGAGAAAGCAGCUUGCAGAAGAAUAAGACUCUAAAUAUAUAUUUGCUGCCCCGUCUCUCAAAAAAUGUAUAAAAAGAAAAAAUGGAAAAGUGUUCCAUGACUCGCUGAAGUUAAAGUAUAAAAGAGUAAAACCUAUAUCAGUAGUUGAGUAAUGUUAAAAAAAUGAAAACAUCUGGGUGACAUUUUAAACUGCAUUGCUAUGUGAUAUUUAAAAAGGGACGUUUCCUCUCCGAAGCGACGGACUGCGUCACUAACUGUGGAAAGAGGAGGGGGGUCCAUUGAGCAAGCUAGAUUUACUUUAGCUCCAAAGAUCAUUUGUACAGACAAAUUUGCAGACUUUGCUCAUUCUACACAUUUGAUAGAAUAGUUCUUUGUUCUGACGUCGCUCCUCGGUUCGUCUGUUCGGUUCUGUAUUAUAUCGGCCCCGUUUGUGUGUUGCUUUUGAGUUCAGCUUCUCCCUCUGUGUGUCUCUGCUUCCACUUGUGAUGGUGAGAGUUGCUGUUGGUUGAAUGCGGGUAGUGACGAGCGAUCAUUACCAGAGGUGGGCAGAGAGAAUACUAAGAGCAUUGAGUAACUCUUUGGAUCCUAUUUCAUCACUAUAAAAAAAAAAGUACAAGUUCUGGUAUUGCACACAUACUCAAACUCUUAUUAAAUGAUAUUGCUUCUUUUAAAUAUUACUGAAUUACCCAAAAAGUUACUCAAAUAUAAAAGUAACUCUCCCUACCUCUGCUGUGAUCUUUAUUCCCUUUUACCCAUUUUGAUUGAUUGCUCUCUGGCCUCCUUUUUAUUUUAGAGAGCUUCAGCCAUGUGUUGAUCAGGUGAACUUGCUUUUUGCUCCAUUAUUUUUUUUAAAUAGUUAGUCUCUUUCCGUUGGGCCCUAUCUGGAUGUGUGGGGUUUUCUUGGCCCAAUUGAGCGCUGAGCAACCCCUCAACACAUAAAUGUAGCUGGGCACAAAGUUUGGCUGGUCUUCUUGUUUCAUAGCGAGCAUUUCAAGUUCAUUUAUGGAGUUUAAAGUUUGUACGCAGCGCCGCACCCUGUUCCGGAGGUGCGAAUGUCUGCUUUACCUUUUAUAAUUUUCUAUUUGGUCUUUAUUUCUUGCUGUAGUUGAUGAUGAUUAUUUUUUUCUCUGCACUGCUGGCUUGGAACAAACCGUGGUGUGCACCUGCAGUCUGUGGCCAGGCGAGGGCGCCACUGUAUGCUCUCCUGGCUCAAUCGUUCAUGUGCUGGUUUCUAAGAUCUGCAAUAAUUUACUGCAUCAGGUUCAUGUUUUUACCUGAACAUAAAUAAAGUAACUGUUUGACUCAU